AGAAUUUCCAAGAAAAGGCCUUUCACUCUUUGAAUACGAAGCUAUUGGAAUGAAGUGAACUUAAAACCAAUGCUUUAGGAAGAAAUUUGAUUCCCCAGUCGUACUUUGAAAAAUUACAGGGGGUGGUGGGGAGCUGCUGAUCCCAAGCUGUGGUAAGCAGUGAAAGCAGGCAUCCCUUCAAGUCAAAAGUCGACCCAACAACAUACACAAACAGAACUUUGAUACUUUGGCAGCAACACCAUACCCAAACACAAGAUAAAAGCGGGAACCUUAACUGCCUACCGUCAGAUCACUCUUCAUGGCUUGCACCACUUCGAUUCGUCCUCUUUUCUCUUUCAAUCUCACACACUUUCACCGACCUAAGAAGCCAAAGCGUUUCAUCAUCAAUUCUCAUACUAAUCUUAACCCAUCUCUAAAGCAUUUCUCUUAUUUCAAGACCAAAAAUGUCGUAUCUUCAAUUCCACUGUUGCUCUCGUCUUCAACCAAACCAACUGUCAGGGUUGGAGCUCAGGGAGAGCAUGUUACUGGAGGAGAUGGUGAGUCUCCUUUAUCUGACGCUACAUAUCAAGAAGACUUUUCUUGGUCUUCUGUGAUUUUGCCGUUUCUGUUCCCUGCUUUGGGAGGAUUGUUAUUUGGGUAUGACAUUGGUGCCACCUCAGGUGCUACCAUCUCGUUGCAGUCAGCUGAGCUUAGUGGCACGACUUGGUUCAACCUCUCAGCUGUUCAGCUUGGUCUUGUGGUUAGUGGUUCCCUUUAUGGAGCUCUUUUUGGAUCCAUCCUUGUCUAUCCAAUUGCAGAUUUCCUUGGAAGGAGGCGUGAGCUUAUCACAGCUGCUGUACUAUAUGUGCUUGGUGCUCUAAUCACAGCCUAUGCUCCAGGACUUGGUGUUCUCUUAGCAGGGCGGCUGCUCUAUGGUCUUGGCAUUGGAAUGGCCAUGCAUGGGGCUCCUCUUUACAUUGCAGAAACUUGCCCAUCUCAGAUUCGUGGAACUCUAAUAUCUCUAAAGGAGCUCUUCAUAGUUUUGGGAAUUUUGUCAGGUUAUUUUGUGGGAAGCUUCCAAAUUAAUGAAGUUGGGGGUUGGCGCUACAUGUAUGGGCUUAGUGCCCCUAUUGCUUUAUUAAUGGGACUAGGCAUGUGGAGUCUUCCACCUUCUCCUCGCUGGUUACUUCUCAGGGCAUUUCAAGGAAAAGGAUCCUUGCAAGAAUACAAAGAGAAGGCCAUGGUUUCCCUAAGCAAACUAAGGGGCAGGCCUCCUGGUGACAAAAUAUCUGAAAGGCAAAUAGAAGAUACCCUUUUAUCAGUUAAGUCUGCCUAUAAUGAGGAGAAAUCUGAAGGAAGCUUAUUGGAAGUAUUUCAGGGACCAAGUUUGAAAGCGUUUAUAAUUGGUGGAGGUUUGGUCCUUUUUCAACAGAUAACUGGACAACCAAGUGUUUUGUAUUAUGCAGGUCCAAUUCUUCAGAGUGCAGGAUUCUCUGCGGCUGCAGAUGCUACCCGAGUUUCUGUUGUAAUUGGUCUGUUCAAGUUAUUGAUGACAUGGAUAGCUGUCUUAAAAGUGGAUGAUCUUGGCAGAAGGCCCUUACUGAUUGGAGGUGUCAGUGGAAUUGCGCUUUCUUUAAUUUUGCUUUCAGCAUACUACAAUGUACUUGGAGGUCUCCCCCUUGUUGCUGUUGCUGCUCUGCUGCUCUAUGUAGGUUGCUACCAGAUAUCAUUUGGGCCUAUCAGUUGGCUAAUGGUGUCAGAGAUUUUCCCACUUCGCACAAGAGGGAAAGGCAUCAGUCUUGCAGUGCUUACUAACUUUGGUUCAAAUGCUAUUGUUACCUUUGCAUUCUUGCCAUUGCAGGAGUUGUUAGGAGCAGGGAAACUUUUCCUCCUUUUUGGUGCUAUUGCCUUGUUAUCAGUUUUGUUCAUAAUUCUCCUUGUUCCAGAGACCAAAGGUUUGAGCUUGGAAGAAAUUGAAUCUAAAAUCUUGAAGUGAAACUCACAAAGCACCAGUAUACCAAGGAUUAUAUUAGUACUUCCACAUGUAAAGUAAAGAUUGUUUUCUUUCAUUCUAUGGUAUAACUUCAACUUUGUCAAUAUGAAUUAUGUAUGUAUACAAAUGAAUUCUUGUUUAGAAA
Messenger RNA from Mangifera indica (mango), 2117 nucleotides. RefSeq names its product D-xylose-proton symporter-like 3, chloroplastic. Lineage: Eukaryota; Viridiplantae; Streptophyta; Magnoliopsida; Sapindales; Anacardiaceae. Gene Ontology annotation, molecular function: transmembrane transporter activity. Bases 299 to 1975 code for a protein of 558 amino acids. Gene Ontology annotation, biological process: transmembrane transport. The record is from RefSeq and is a predicted model, not a curated record. Gene Ontology annotation, cellular component: membrane. The transcript is spliced from 13 exons.